AUGAUUGAAAGAUUAAAGAUAGCUAAAACUCGUCUGGAAGCUAUGAAUUCAUUUCAAUACUCUGGUGAUCGAAGAGAACGUCUCCCUUUGCUUGGGGAUGAGCGCGAUCAUUCCAUGGCCCGACACAAUGCUAUUUUAACUACAAAAUCCGUUCUCACAUCAAAUUAUAUUAAUAUUCUGUUAGUUUUUGUCCCCAUUGGUCUUCUUGUUGGAUGGUUUCAAUGUAAUGCAAAGUAUGUCUUCUUUUUGAAUAUGCUUGCAAUUAUCCCUCUCUCUUCCCUUCUUAGCUUUGCUACUGAACAACUAGCAUCUGACAGUGGCCCUACUAUUGGAGGAUUGUUGAACGCUAGUUUUGGUAAUGCAAUUGAACUUAUUGUUGGUGUUUUGGCUCUAAGACGCGGUGAAAUCCGUAUCGUACAAGCUUCUAUGCUUGGCUCCAUUUUGUCAAACUUACUAUUGGUAUUUGGUAUGUGCCUUGUAACGGCAGGAAUCCGACGCCAAAUCGCCAGGUUCAAUGUUACUGUUGCUCAAACUAUGGCUGCUAUGCUUGCUUUGUCUACUGCCAGCAUCAUUAUUCCUGCCGCUUUCCAUUUUAGUGUUCCCGACAACAAGGCUAGCGAAACAGCUUUGCUUCAAGUUUCUCGCGGUACGGCCGUCAUUGUACUAGUUGUUUAUCUCUUAUUAUUGGUUUUCCAACUGAAAACUCAUAAACAUGUCUGCAGAGAUGUUAGUGAAUCGGAAGAAGAAGAAGAUCAGGAACCCGUCCUUGGAUUAUACGCUUCCAUCUUCGUUCUUGGUUUAGUUACUGUUUUUGUAUCCUUAUGUGCUGAUUAUUUAGUUGGUUCUAUUGAUGCCUUAGUGGAAGAAAUCAACAUUUCCAAAACUUUUGUCGGUUUAAUUGUUCUGCCAGUAGUUGCUAAUGCCGCCGAACAUGUCACAGCCGUUAUUGUAUCUUACCGCGGCCAAAUGGAUUUGGCGCUUGGUGUUGCUAUCGGUUCUAGUAUUCAAAUUUCUAUGUUUUUGGCUCCUUUUUUGGUUAUUGUUGGUUGGUUCAUCUCUCAGCCAUUGACGCUAUACUUCGAGUCUUUGGAAACAGUAAUUUUAUUCGUUUCUGUUUUCUUGGUUAAUUACUUAAUUCAAGAUGGAGCUUCCCAUUGGCUUGAAGGUGUCCAGCUCCUUGCUCUUUACGCCAUUGUUGUUUUGGCAUUCUUUUACUUCCCGACUCAGUAA
Molecule: messenger RNA, 1230 nt
Organism: Schizosaccharomyces osmophilus
Lineage: Eukaryota; Fungi; Ascomycota; Schizosaccharomycetes; Schizosaccharomycetales; Schizosaccharomycetaceae
Gene: vcx1
Product: vacuolar proton/calcium exchanger
Exons: 2
Coding region: 1-1230 (409 amino acids)
Biological process (GO): calcium ion transmembrane transport; intracellular calcium ion homeostasis
Cellular component (GO): fungal-type vacuole membrane
Molecular function (GO): calcium:proton antiporter activity
Source: RefSeq, a predicted model, not a curated record